Elephantulus edwardii (Cape elephant shrew) is the source of this 2790-nucleotide messenger RNA. It is a transcript of the gene ROR1, whose product is annotated as receptor tyrosine kinase-like orphan receptor 1. Gene Ontology annotation, cellular component: signaling receptor complex. Lineage: Eukaryota; Metazoa; Chordata; Mammalia; Macroscelidea; Macroscelididae. The record is from RefSeq and is a predicted model, not a curated record. Gene Ontology annotation, biological process: positive regulation of canonical NF-kappaB signal transduction; positive regulation of kinase activity; protein phosphorylation. The coding region runs from base 1 to 2790 and encodes 929 amino acids. Gene Ontology annotation, molecular function: ATP binding; protein kinase activity; protein binding. The transcript is spliced from 9 exons.
AUGGACCUCUCUCUGCCUGGCAACACUGGAGGGCCCUGCCAGCUUUUCCACAUUACUAUUGCAAGGGAAACAGAGUUGUCCGUCACUGCUGAGUUAGUGCCUACCUCAUCAUGGAACAUUUCCAGUGAACUCGACAAAGAUUCUUACCUGACCCUGGAUGAGCCCAUGAAUAACAUCACUACAUCCUUGGGGCAGACGGCAGAACUGCACUGCAAAGUCUCUGGGAAUCCACCUCCCACCAUCCGCUGGUUCAAAAAUGAUGCGCCAGUGGUGCAGGAACCCCGGAGAAUCUCCUUUCGGGCAACUAACUAUGGCUCUCGACUUCGUAUCAGAAACUUGGACACCACAGACACAGGCUACUUCCAGUGUGUGGCGACAAAUGGCAAGAAGGUGGUUUCUACCACUGGAGUCUUAUUUGUCAAGUUCGGGCCCCCUCCCACAGCAAGCCCAGGAUCCUCAGACGAGUAUGAAGAAGACGGAUUCUGUCAACCAUACAGAGGGAUUGCAUGUGCAAGAUUUAUUGGCAACCGCACUGUCUUUAUGGAGUCUUUGCACAUGCAAGGGGAGAUAGAAAAUCAGAUCACAGCUGCCUUCACCAUGAUUGGCACCUCCAGUCACUUAUCUGAUAAAUGUUCUCAGUUCGCCAUCCCUUCCCUGUGUCACUAUGCCUUCCCGUACUGUGACGACACUUCAUCUAUCCCAAAGCCCCGUGACUUAUGUCGUGACGAAUGUGAAAUCCUGGAGAACGUUCUGUGUCAGACAGAGUAUAUUUUUGCACGAUCAAAUCCUAUGAUUCUAAUGAGACUGAAGCUCCCAAACUGUGAAGAUCUCCCCCAGCCAGAGAGCCCAGAAGCAGCAAACUGCAUCCGGAUUGGAAUUCCCAUGGCGGAUCCCAUAAAUAAAAAUCACAAGUGCUACAACAGCACAGGUGUGGACUACCGGGGCACUGUCAGUGUCACCAAAUCGGGCCGGCAAUGCCAGCCGUGGAAUUCACAGUACCCUCACACACACACCUUCACCGCCCUCCGCUUCCCGGAACUGAAUGGGGGACAUUCCUACUGCCGCAACCCCGGGAAUCAGAAGGAGGCUCCCUGGUGCUUUACUUUGGAUGAAAAUUUUAAGUCAGACCUCUGUGACAUCCCAGCGUGCGAUUCAAAGGAUUCCAAGGAGAAGAAUAAAAUGGAAAUCCUGUACAUACUGGUGCCAAGUGUUGCCAUCCCCCUGGCCAUUGCGCUACUCUUCUUCUUCAUUUGUGUCUGUCGCAAUAACCAGAAGUCGUCCUCGCCACCAGUCCAGAGACAACCGAAGCCUGUCAGGGGUCAGAAUGUGGAGAUGUCCAUGCUGAAUGCAUAUAAACCCAAGAGCAAGGCUAAAGAGCUGCCUCUGUCUGCUGUGCGCUUCAUGGAAGAAUUGGGUGAAUGUGCCUUUGGAAAAAUCUACAAAGGCCAUCUCUAUCUCCCAGGCAUGGACCACGCUCAGCUGGUUGCCAUCAAGACCUUGAAAGAUUAUAACAACCCUCAGCAAUGGACAGAAUUCCAACAAGAAGCCUCCCUAAUGGCUGAGCUGCACCACCCCAAUAUUGUCUGCCUUCUGGGGGCUGUCACUCAGGAACAACCUGUGUGUAUGCUUUUUGAGUACAUGAACCAGGGGGAUCUCCAUGAAUUCCUCAUCAUGCGAUCCCCACAUUCUGAUGUUGGCUGUAGCAGUGAUGAAGACGGGACUGUCAAAUCCAGCUUGGACCAUGGAGAUUUUCUGCACAUUGCAAUCCAGAUUGCCGCCGGCAUGGAAUACUUGUCCAGUCACUUCUUUGUCCACAAGGACCUCGCAGCUCGCAACAUUUUAAUUGGAGAGCAACUUCAUGUGAAGAUCUCAGACCUUGGGCUUUCCAGAGAGAUAUACUCAGCUGAUUAUUACAGGGUGCAAAGCAAGUCUUUGCUGCCCAUUCGCUGGAUGCCCCCUGAAGCCAUCAUGUACGGCAAAUUUUCUUCCGAUUCCGAUAUCUGGUCUUUUGGGGUGGUUUUGUGGGAGAUUUUCAGUUUUGGCCUCCAGCCAUAUUAUGGAUUCAGCAACCAGGAAGUGAUUGACAUGGUGAGGAAGCGACAGCUCUUGCCGUGCUCUGAAGACUGCCCUCCCAGAGUGUACAGUCUUAUGACCGAGUGUUGGAACGAGAUUCCUUCCAGGAGACCGAGAUUUAAAGAUAUCCACGUCCGGCUUCGCUCCUGGGAGGGCCUCUCGAGCCAUACCAGCUCCACGACGCCUUCUGGGGGAAAUGCCACCACGCAGACAACCUCCCUUAGUGCCAGUCCAGUGAGCAAUCUCAGUAACCCCAGGUACCCCAAUUACAUGUUCCCGGGCCAGGGUAUUCCGCCACAGGGCCAGAUUGCUGGGUUCAUUGGCCCGCCCAUACCUCAGAACCAGCGCUUUCUCCCCAUCAAUGGAUACCCGAUACCUCCUGGAUACGCCGCCUUCCCAGCGGCCCACUACCAGCCAGCAGGGCCCCCCAGAGUCAUUCAGCACUGCCCUCCACCCAAGAGUCGGUCUCCAAGCAGUGCCAGUGGGUCGACCAGCACUGGCCAUGUGACCAGCCUGCCCUCCUCAGGAUCCAAUCAGGAAGCAAAUAUCCCUUUACUACCCCACAUGUCUAUUCCAAACCACCCCGCUGGAAUGGGCAUCACCGUUUUUGGCAACAAAGCUCAAAAACCCUACAAAGUAGACUCGAAGCAGUCCUCUUUGCUGGGAGACUCCAACAUUCAUGGGCACACCGAGUCUAUGAUUUCUGCAGAACUUUAA